Messenger RNA from Stegastes partitus (bicolor damselfish), 1863 nucleotides. Its product is annotated as purine nucleoside phosphorylase-like. Gene Ontology annotation, cellular component: cytoplasm. Bases 215 to 1105 code for a protein of 296 amino acids. Lineage: Eukaryota; Metazoa; Chordata; Actinopteri; Pomacentridae. Gene Ontology annotation, biological process: nucleoside metabolic process. The transcript is spliced from 6 exons. Gene Ontology annotation, molecular function: purine-nucleoside phosphorylase activity. The record is from RefSeq and is a predicted model, not a curated record.
GAGUCACUGGAACCACCGCCGGUGCAUCACAGCAGAACAACGCCUGCGCUGCGGCCAAUCAGAGGCUCCGCUGGGUUGUGACGUACAGUGGAAAUGUCCGCAGCGUCGUGGAGGGGUGGGAGGGUAAAAACCUAAAACCGGCCCCUCCGUCAGGAAACCCGGAUCACGUUCACAGACCUGAAACACGGAACAACCUGCCGCAUCACAUCUCAUCAUGCUCUCCAUGUCCGAGUUUGCCUCCAGUGACAGCUAUGAGCAGUGCCGGGCCACAGCGGACUGGCUGCUGUCCAACACUCAGGUCCGACCCACUGUGGGAAUCGUGUGCGGUUCAGGAAUGGGAGGACUCGCCCAGAUGCUCAAGGAGCCGCAGGUCUUCAAAUACAGUGACAUUCCCAACUUCCCUCGGAGCACAGUGCACGGUCAUGCUGGCCGGCUGGUGUUUGGAACACUAAAAGGGAAGCCCUGUGUUUGCAUGCAGGGCAGGUUCCACCUGUAUGAAGGCUACCCCAUCCAGAAGAUCACGCUGCCCAUGCGUGUCUUCAAGCUGAUGGGUGUGGAGACGAUGAUCCUGACCAACGCAGCCGGAGGCCUCAACCAGGACUACAAAGUCGGGGACGUCAUGAUCAUCAAGGACCACAUCAACAUGCCGGGAUUUGCUGGAGUCAAUCCGCUGUCUGGACCCAACGAUGACAGGUUUGGCGUCCGCUUUCCCUGCAUGUCUGACGCCUACGACCGCAAGCUCCGGCAGCUGGCACAUGACGUGGCAUCAGAGCUGGGCUUCAGCGACUUCCUGCAGGAGGGAGUUUACUGCGUGCUCGGAGGUCCCUCCUUCGAAACCAUCGCAGAGUGUCGCAUGCUGCAUCGACUGGGCGCUGACGCUGUCGGCAUGAGUACGGUUCACGAGGUGAUCGUCGCCCGCCACGCCGGGAUGCGCUGCUUCGCCAUGUCUCUGAUCUCCAACCAGGCAGUGAUGGACUACGACAGCGAGGAGAAGGCCAACCACGAGGAAGUCCUGGAGACGGGCCGGCAGAGGGCCGAGCAGCUGGAGAAGCUGGUGUCCACCAUGGUGGCUCGCCUGGAGCACAACAACAACAACUCCUUCUGAAGACGCUGGCGAUCCUUUCUGCUGUAGCUGGUCCUGGGUCAGCUGGUCAGGAUUUUUAACAUGCUUGGUAGAACGCUAAAAAAAAAAGGUGUAGAGUCUUCAGGCUGGAAUUCAUGCUUGAUGAACUAGUUUCUUAACAAAAUGUUUUUUUUAAAAGUUCCUCCAGACUGUUACUUUAAGUCCUUCGCUUCUGGAGUUUGGUCCACUUUUGUACACAUUCCUCAAUCAGCUACGUUUACAUUUUUUUUGAGCUGUACAGAUAAGUUGUGUCUUUUUAAAGCAGCACUGUACUGUGUCCGACUGACUUGUGUUUCAGUGAAACAGCAUCUUAUUGUAAAGUUAAAUUAUCAUAUUUAUUGUUUCAGAAGUCUCACAUUCCCUCGAUUUACAUUAACGACCAGCAUCAUUUACAGUUUAACCAAACAGGACCAACUCACUGCUCACUCCGUCAUGAAAUAAGGUGGAAAUAAUUUGUUUGUAAUGUCGAAGAAUUUUAAAAUAUUCUAAAAAUAUUUAUACUAAAUUUAUUUAAAUAGUGUUUUUAUUUGUAUUUUUUAUAAUGUAUUUAGUGUUUGAUGGAUAAUGUUAAAGAAAGGGACGAUGUCCUGCAUGGGAUUGUGACCAAAUGUGUAAAUAUGACAUGUCUCAUCACUGUGUUAACCAACGGAUGUCUGUGAGCGUCUGUGCUUCUAGAGGUACUAAAAACUCUACAAACCGUAGAUCGACUUUUACAAUAAACAGCUCGAAUUGAAAACAAA